Messenger RNA from Strongylocentrotus purpuratus (purple sea urchin), 1029 nucleotides. Its product is annotated as 26S proteasome non-ATPase regulatory subunit 10-like. The transcript has 3 exons. Gene Ontology annotation, cellular component: cytoplasm. Lineage: Eukaryota; Metazoa; Echinodermata; Echinoidea; Camarodonta; Strongylocentrotidae. The record is from RefSeq and is a predicted model, not a curated record. Bases 1 to 1029 code for a protein of 342 amino acids. Gene Ontology annotation, molecular function: protein binding.
AUGGCGGAAAAUGUCUUAUCCUGGAUCUUAGACAAGGGUGCCAGUAUCCUGUCAGACGACAAAGAAGACAAGUCCGACGUCUUACUAAACGCAAUUAAAGAUGGCGACCUCAACAUUGUUACUAUACUCAUCGGCGUUGUUUCAGACAUGAACAAAAUGAAAUUUGAAGGAGAGUCGCUUCUGAGCGUAGCAGUUUCCAGUGGACACGCUAGUAUAGUAAAACUCGUUGUCAGCAAAGGAGCAGAUGUUGAGGGCAUUGAUGAUGAUGGUCUGACGCCGUUGCAUGUAGCUUGCAGAGAGGGUCAUCUCGAGAUUGUUCAGUUUCUCUUCGCUAAAGGAGGGGAUAUCAAUCGACAAACCUUCGACGGGAUGACCCCACUUGCAAUGGCGACCAAACGAGGCCAUGUUGAGGUUCUGAAGUACCUUAUCAGCAAAGGUGUGGAGAUUGAGAGGUCCGACAAAAAAGGCUGCCCACCACUCAUCUGGGCGUGUUGCCGAGGGCAUCUAUCCACGGUUAACUAUCUCCUUCAUGUGGGUGCAGAUGUCAAUGCCGCCGAAAAACGCGGCUGGACAGCCCUGCAUUUUUCCAUCUAUUACGAUAGUCUUGAUGUCAUCAAGAGUCUUUUAUCUGCAGGAGCUGAUCUCAACUGGUUAGAUAAAGACGGGACAACGCCACUUCAUGUUGCCUGCUACAACUAUCGCACUCAAAUUCUGAAGUAUCUGCUGAGCAAAGGAGCUGAUCUUCAGAAGGCAGAGCUUGAUGGUACAACUUCACUUCAUUCCGGGUCUGCUAAAGGACAUUAUAAUGUUGGUGGAGAGCUCGUGAACAGACCAGAUGCAAGAGGUGAAACACCCCUUCAUGUCGCCACCUCUAAUGGAUUCACGUCGAUCAUUGAUAUCCUUGUUUCUCGAGGAGGAAGUCACCAAAGAACUUUCAAAGUAAAGAGCCAACAGAGAGCCAUGCACUCGGAGGACGCCAACUUGGAGGUGCUUCAAAUGAUGCUGACGGCAGAGAAGAUAGCAAGGUAG